This is a messenger RNA of Adineta ricciae, 849 nucleotides long. NCBI's taxonomy places the organism in Eukaryota, Metazoa, Rotifera, Eurotatoria, Adinetida, Adinetidae. The record is from the annotation of a GenBank genome assembly.
AUGUUAAUCAUAAUCAUAACACAUCGCAAAUGUCGAACAAUAACAAAUUUGAUAACAAGUAAUACAAUUGUUUUAUCAAUGAUCUAUUCAAUCUUUCAAUUAAAUUCGGAUUUUCAUGGAUUACAAUCAAAUUGGUUAACAAAUCAACCAGCUUGUUUCUUUCGUGCAUAUUGUUAUACAGCUGUUUGUAUAUCUGUUCCAACAUCUUAUGUGGUUCAAGCGAUUAGUCGAUUGUUUUUUUCCGUUUUUUAUAAACAUAAAUCUUUAUUAACUUAUCGUACUCAUAUUUAUUUAAUAAUACUGAAUUAUCUAAUUGCAAUAUUAGGAGCAUUAGGACCGAUGUUUGUUCCAAAUGCUUAUGGAUUAGAAAUUGAAUCAAGAUUAUGUUUAAAUACAACAAAAGUAUUUUUAUCAUCAUUUUUAGCAGUAACAAUUGCCUAUUUAAUUCCACUUUCAAUAAUCAUUCCGAUUUAUGGAAUUAUCUUUCUUCAUGCUCAAAAAUCAACAAAUCGAGUGACACAUCUCAAUACAAAUCCUGUUUUAGAAUUCUCAACAACAGCAGCAGUAAUAAUGACAACACCGAAGAUAAUUAUUCCAAAUUAUAAACGCGAGUUAAAAUUAAUGAGAAAUAUUAUUAUUUUAAUAAUGAUAUUAACAACUGCUGGAUUACCUUAUCUAAUUUUAGUCAUUUGGCAAGUCAUAACAAAAGAAAUUUUACCUCCUGAAUAUCUUUAUUUAUUAGCGUUAAUUAUUAUUACAGGUUGUUUUUCAAUUAAAAUGAUUACAAUCUUUUCUAUGAACAAAGAAAUUAAAAAUAUUACUUGGCAUUUAAUACGGAAAUUAAUUUAA